This is a messenger RNA of Racocetra fulgida, 339 nucleotides long. NCBI's taxonomy places the organism in Eukaryota, Fungi, Glomeromycota, Glomeromycetes, Diversisporales, Gigasporaceae. The record is from the annotation of a GenBank genome assembly.
AUGAUUUAUCUUGAUGAAUUAAGUGAAUAUCCUGCUUGGAUACUUUGCUUAAUUGCCAUUGGAAUUGCUGCUUUAGUAUACGGUGUGUUAUUAUUAAGUGAGGCAAAAAGUACAGAUGAAGACUCGUCGGAUGAAGAUGAAUUUGAUGACAGUAAAAUACGAAAAAGACGUAAAAAGAAGAAACCUGAGCCAGAAGACGUGUUUGCUGAUUGUGACAAAUGGCUUAAAACUUGGCAAAGUAGAUUCAGUAUAGGUGAAGAUGCUGAUAGACCCGAAUUACAGAUUGGGGAAUCUGAAAUAAAACCAACUAUUCACCAUAAAAAUGGUAGUGAAGAAUGA